GGGCCCUUGGACGUUUCUCGGGCUGGGAUCUCUUAGUAUUGUUUGGCAUGGGUCUCCUCAUGGGUACAGGAAGGGCCCCUUCCGAGCCACUUUGGUAUUUUCAGUAUUUGAUGGGUUAGAUGUGGCAGCUUUGUGGUCCAACUCCCUUAAACCUGUUUUCCCUCUUUCCCCACCCUUUGGGCUCGAUUUUAGAUCUGUUAGCUGGAAACCCUGACCUUUUUGCUUGUGGAAGGAGAUUUGUUUUAUGAGGGCCCCUUUUGUACAGCUUUACUUGCCAAACUGAUGCCCCAGGGCAGUGUCAUUCUUUCAUAAGCUUGGAGACUUUUGCAAGGGGGCAUACUUUGGCUGAGGGGAUUAUGGGGAGAGAUGUGUGAGAGGUCUUCCUUAAACAUUGGCUGAAAACGAUUUACUUGAGAGUUGUCAUUGCUUGAAUUCUCAGAGCAGAUCCCUAGUUUGCCUUUUCUUUGAGAAAAAUGUGUCACCAUAAUUUAGGCUUGAUUUCCUUUUUGGAGCCCAGUCGACUUUUUCUUUUUCUUUUUUAAUAUUCUGAGUUCUUAUCCCCUAAGUUCUUUCUCUUUUGGGGAAGAUUUGAUGGGUCAGCCCUUGUAUAUAUGUGGCCUGUCUUUGUUCCACUUGGGAACAGAUCUGAGUUAACUUUGCCCUGUUAUUUUCAAGGAUGCACCUGGGAGUAUGUGAUGCCCUCCUGGUGUUGGAUUCAUGCCUGCUCAUACCCUGUGUGAGACGCUUUGAGGAUGAGAAAUAAAUAGGUUAUGCAAGUCCACGAGACUAUCCGGAAUCGGGCUUUCCUGCUGGGUGCUCUGAGGCAGGAUGUAUGACUACGCGUUUGUUCACAUGGAGAAGGAAGCAGAUGCCAAAGCCGCCAUCGCGCAGCUCAACGGCAAAGAAGUGAAGGGCAAGCGCAUCAACGUGGAACUCUCAACCAAGGGUCAGAAGAAGGGGCCUGGCCUGGCUAUCCAGUCUGGGGACAAGACCAAGAAACCAGGGGCUGGGGAUACGGCAUUCCCUGGAACUGGUGGCUUCUCUGCCACCUUCGACUACCAACAGGCUUUUGGCAACAGCACUGGUGGCUUUGAUGGGCAAGCCCGUCAGCCCACGCCACCCUUCUUUGGUCGCGACCGAAGCCCCCUGCGCCGUUCACCUCCCCGAGCCUCUUAUGUGGCUCCUCUGACGGCCCAGCCAGCCACCUACCGGGCCCAGCCCUCAGUGUCGCUGGGAGCUGCCUACAGGGCCCAGCCUUCUGCCUCUUUGGGUGUCGGCUAUCGGACUCAGCCCAUGACAGCCCAGGCAGCCUCUUACCGCGCUCAGCCCUCUGUCUCCCUUGGGGCCCCAUACAGGGGCCAGCUGGCUAGCCCUAGCUCCCAGUCUGCCGCAGCUUCUUCUCUCGGCCCAUAUGGUGGAGCCCAACCCUCAGCCUCAGCCCUCUCCUCCUAUGGGGGUCAGGCAGCGGCAGCUUCUUCGCUCAACUCCUACGGGGCUCAGGGCUCCUCCCUUGCCUCCUAUGGUAACCAGCCAUCCUCUUAUGGCGCCCAGGCUGCCUCUUCCUAUGGGGUUCGUGCAGCUGCUUCCUCCUACAACACCCAGGGAGCAGCUUCCUCCCUAGGCUCCUACGGGGCUCAGGCUGCCUCCUAUGGGGCCCAGUCUGCAGCCUCCUCGCUAGCUUAUGGAGCCCAGGCAGCUUCUUACAAUGCCCAGCCCUCGGCUUCUUACAAUGCCCAGUCUGCCCCAUAUGCUGCACAGCAGGCUGCUUCCUACUCUUCCCAGCCUGCUGCUUAUGUGGCACAGCCAGCCACAGCUGCUGCCUAUGCCAGCCAGCCAGCCGCCUAUGCUGCACAAGCCACUACCCCAAUGGCUGGCUCUUAUGGGGCCCAGCCAGUUGUCCAGACCCAACUGAAUAGUUAUGGGGCCCAAGCAUCGAUGGGCCUGUCAGGCUCCUAUGGGGCUCAGUCGGCUGCUGCGGCCACUGGCUCCUAUGGUGCCGCAGCUGCCUACGGGGCCCAGCCUUCUGCCACCCUGGCAGCUCCUUACCGCACUCAGUCAUCAGCCUCAUUGGCUGCUUCCUAUGCUGCCCAGCAGCAUCCCCAGGCUGCUGCCUCCUACCGUGGCCAGCCGGGCAAUGCCUACGAUGGGGCAGGUCAGCCGUCUGCAGCCUACCUGUCCAUGUCCCAGGGGGCCGUUGCCAACGCCAACAGCACCCCGCCGCCCUAUGAGCGUACCCGCCUCUCCCCACCCCGGGCCAGCUACGACGAUCCCUACAAAAAGGCUGUCGCCAUGUCGAAAAGGUAUGGUUCCGACCGGCGUUUAGCCGAGCUCUCUGAUUACCGCCGUUUAUCAGAGUCGCAGCUUUCGUUCCGCCGCUCGCCGACAAAGUCCUCGCUGGAUUACCGUCGCCUGCCCGAUGCCCAUUCCGAUUACGCACGCUAUUCGGGCUCCUAUAAUGAUUACCUGCGGGCAGCUCAGAUGCACUCUGGCUACCAGCGCCGCAUGUAGGGCCAUCCUGGGGAUGGGGCACCACGGGGAGGGAGGGAGAGGUAGGUAGGGUGCAGACCCAGGUUAUAACCACUCUGGCCCAUACCUCUCCCAUUGUGGUUUUUCAUCCCCUCCCUCUACCAUGUGGGCCUUCCCCAGGAGACCAUCCUUUUGAGUGUUUGGCAGUAACCUACUUUGUUCCUUCGCCUCAGCAUCACAUCUUGUUACUGGCUCUAGAUCUGCGGUUUCCCCUCUACCCUGCCUCCCAUCUCUCCAGAAUGGGAAUUACUUUUGUUUUUAUUUUUUCCUGGCUCCCUUUUAUUUUUGUGCGCGAUAUUUAAGGUCGUGUGGAUGGGGAAGCAACCUGCAGCUGAGGUCGGCGGCGCCUUUUUCUUUUAGAUGUGAGGGAGGCCAGGAAAGGGUUAGCUUAACCAUUUCCUGUGCGCCAAGCUGUGCCAGCAGUCCAGGGGGCCCUGAUUGUUCCUCUGUAGACUGUUGAGACUGAGAUCCUAUUGGGACAGUCAGUUGGUAUGUGUCCAAAUCCCUGCUCACCACUGAUGUUCUAGCGAUGGUGAGCAGCACAGUCCCAAUUCCCCAUCUCCCCAAGUAGGUGGUGUUAGAAAACCUUAAUUUUCCCCCCUUUUGUAUGGACUACAAAUAAAACUUGGGGCGAUUUGCAGUUUGGAAACCUGGUUGUCAUUGUCUUGAUUGCACUCAGUGUCAGAGGAGCCAGUUUGACAUCCAGGAAGUCAUGACAACUAAAGGGCAGGUAGCCUCAGAAACCAGGGUGGGUUUGGAACGGGGUUUGAAUGUGGGAAUUAGAAUGAUUUCUCUGCUGCCCAGUGGGAUUUAGCUCAUCGGCGUCCUACUAGCUUUCAGCCAUCUUUAGGGCAGGAGAGUCCAGACCAAGUGGUUGGACUUCUUAGCCCUCAAUUUGGUCACACCAAAAUGCAGUAAUAUAAUACCCAUUUUCCUCUGCCUAUGGUUGGCUAUUUGCCCUGCCUUUUCUCCAGAAACAACCUGAGCUCCAGCAGGGUGGUUGUAGGGGUUGGCUUUUCUCGAAUAUUAAGUGGGGAAUGGGCUGCUGUGGUGUUCACAAGGUGGGGUAUAUCCUUCAGACAGUUGGCUCUAAUGAGCACCUGGGCUGGGACCUGGAAGGGAGCCAUAGUCCGGUGGGGGUAAUGUCCCUAUCUGAUGCUGCCCUGUGGUUGGAGAAAGGAGGGAACAGGGAAAAUUUGAAGCAGUUGUGAGGCAUUCUGGCCAGAGUGUCCUGGUACUUCGCCUGUUGAAUUUCACCAUGGAAUGUCCUCCUGCAUCCUGCCAACCCAUCACAGCACCUGAGACUUCUUUGCCUGUGCCCAUCUGUUAAUGGUUUUCAGAUGUCUUCUUGCUGGGUUUAUAUUUGGAGGUGUCAUAACAGACUGGGAAGUGGGUGAGGUGCUAGUAAAAUGAACUAUGGGGAUGCUGGAAUUGGGUGAGAAAUUGAGGAUUCUGCCUAUACUCUUACUCCAGAGCUGGGAGUUGAGGACCUGGGCAAAAAAUAUGACAAUUUCAAGAGAGAACAAGAUGGAGGCUUGGUAAUGAUGGGUGAAUGAAAUAAGACUGGCUGGAUGGGUUUAUAUCAGGAAAACCUACUCAUGCUCCUGUGGAAAGGGUGCUUUAAGAGAUUUUUGACUUGGGAGGCUGCUAGGGCAAAGUUCACUGGGGAGGUAUGUGUGUCAAGAAGAGUCCAGAUGGGUUGUCUGCCUCCUUAGCGUCAUAUGAACAUGCCUAUGACAAGAGUAGUUUGCCCUCGAUCUCCUCUUGCCUCUGCCAAAUGUGCAAAAAAAUAAUAUGGUUUUAAAACCAUGAGCUUGUAUUUGUGGAUGCUAAAUGGGGUCAUUCAAGGGGGUACGGGGGCCAUAGCUCUUUUCUUUGCUUCUCUUUCUGCUCAUUGCUUUGCCUUUGGGUGCUUUGCUGCUCCUUUUUAUUUCUUUGCAGGACUGGGGAAGAAUGGGAAGAGAAGUUUCAUAAGUUUCUUAUUACUUUUCUGUGUGACGGUGGAAUGAUCUGAGGGCCAUGCUAACAAGCUGACCUUUGAUUAAUUACCCUGGAAAAUUGAGGGUCAAUUAUAGGGCUGUGAUUGUGGCCUCUGUUAUUUGCAAUAUUUCUUUGUCAAUGUGGCUUUCUGUCAUCUUCCUUUAUCUUCAGUGAGAGUUCUGCCACUGUCUCAAUCCCAUGAUUCCUGCAAAAAGCUUAAUGUGCUUUCAGGGCCAGUGUUGAGGUUCUUUAUUGCAGCCCCAACUCUUCAGAGUGACCUGGCCUAUUUGAUCACUCUUAACUUUGUCUGUCAUUUUUAGGUCCUGAUGCCCUUGUUGUCUCAGCCCUCAGGCUUUCAAGCCAUAAGGAGCUACAAAGCUAAAUCAUUUUGUCAUUUUCCUUUCUCUUGCAGAUGUUUUAAAAUCUCCCCUUUUUAAAUUUAAAUUGUACCAUUUGUGUUAAUCCCAUAUUGCACUCCUACUUUGAUUUUUUUAAAUUUGAUUUCCAAGGUCCUAUAACUUGGGAAAAGUUGGAUUUAGUGAAUGAGAGAAGGGACAUUUGAUGUAUGUUUUAGGAAAUGUGCUCUCAGUCUGUCUUCUGAUCAUUCAACUUUACACCUGUCACCUCUACAACUUUGCAGUCAUUGGAGAAGUUUUAGUUGAUUUAUUCUUGGAACAAGGCCACAUAGAGACUUCUAGCCUUGCCAGCUUUCUCUCUUGAGUUUGGACCUUGUUUUAAAUUCUGUUUAGGGUGGGCCUGGGGCCCCAUCUUUUGUAAUGGAGGAAUGGGACUAUCACUGAGGGGCCAGUCUCUACAGGUAGGUUGCCUACUAGUCAUAACCCCUAGUUAAGCUCUGGCAAAGUUCUUGCAUAGUCUAUUGGUUCUUCAGGCAUUUUGUCCAGCCAAGUCAAGUCUGUGGACUCCCAUGGUUGAGUGAAAUCAUAAUGAAAAUAUAUUCAUUACUGGAUUUAUGGACGAGUAUGCUGUGUAAUAAUAGGAAUUUAGGUAAUAGAGGAGGACAGCAUAUGGAAAAUUUAUACCUUUAAAAAGGUUAUAAAAUGGGAUUUCAGGUUUAGCUGUAAAUCAUUUGAAAUAUCUGUCUAUAAUGCUUGAAAUGCAGUGCUCAGGUAGCUGAGCUCUUGGUCUGACCUAGAGAAAGUUACAGUGUGGAAGUUUCAAUGACCUACCUCGAUGAAACAGUUAGUUAAUAAGUAAUGAUAGACAAGUGAUUAGGUUAGGAAGGAGAGGAUGUGGUAUCCCCAGUUGUUGGAGAAUACUUUCUGGAGGUGGGACUUGAUUUGAAAACCAGCUUUAACUACUGAGAGAAUAAGACUUUUGUCUCAGGUUUCCUGAGUUUGAAUCCUGGAGCUACCUUUUUGCCAUGUGAUUUUGGAUGUCAGGAAUUCUGCCUCCUUUUGGUCAUCUAACAUUUCACUGUAAAAUGUUGAAAGUGCUUUUCAGGGCUGGGAAUGUAGCUCAGUUGUUCAGAGCGCUUGCCUAGCAUGCUCAAAGCCCUGUAUUCAGUUCAGCAAACACAAAACAAACACACACAAAAUGCUUUUUUGUGUUAAUUAAGUCUUCAUAACAACCGAAAUACAUUAGAUAUUUUUAUAGGUUUUUGUUUUAUUUUGAUACUGGGGAUUGAAUCCAAGCAUGCUUUACCAACUGUGCUAUAUCCCCAGUGCUUUUUAUUUUUUGAGUCAGGGUCUUGCUGAAUUGCUGAGGCUGGCCUUGAAUUUUGUCUUCCUAUCUCAGCCUCUUGAGUUGCUGGGAUUAUAGUUGAACACUAAUGGGCCCAAGCUAGAUAUUUCUAAACUUACUUUAUAAGAGGGGAAGUUGAGGCUAUAGAUUAAAUAAUUUUUCUUCAGCUCAUAUGUGGGUUCUACCCCCAGCACUGAAGAUGGCUAACAAAGUGCUUGAUCGAGGAAUUGAACCACCAUUUGAACCAUCCAGGACUUUGCUUGUUAUCUUUAUGGUAUGCUAGUGUAGAGAGAGGGUCAAAUAAAAACGUGACAAAUUCUCAUUAAAUGCUAGCCAUCAUAGAUUGAGAUGGCUAUAGCACACAGCUCUGAGCAAAGACUUUGGAUGAAGUUGUGAGUGCAGCACCUGAGUUACAGUGAAGGCAGUGAAUUUUUAUGAGUUAUGCCUGGGAUUGACUUAGGCCAAUGGACUACACCAGUUUUGGCUACCUUUAUUCUCUGGCAGUACUACUCUAUGUUGGAUAAGAAGAAAGGUUACUAUGCAUGGUUAAGAACUUUAUAGGCGGCUAAGGAUAUAUGGCUGGAGGGGGAUUAGAGGCCUGAGAAGCCUGUUUUUGGUUGGCUUACUGGCUCCCUAGGACCAUUCAUAGAGAAUUUGGGCAUUUAUCCUAUCUGUAAUUCAUUUCUGGUCCAGGAACCAGAGUUUUUAAGAGUAUAAAUUGUAAUUUUCACCCCUAAGGGUGUGAGGCUAAUAUAGAUUAUUUGUAUCUAAGUUUUCACUGACAUUACUGUUUACCCUUACAUGUGGAAUUUUGUCCAUUUCCCUUUCAAAAGUCUAGGCUCAUUUCUCAUUUAUAUGCAUGUAAUAUUAUCCCUCCUGUUUAAGGUUUGCAGCCAGGUGCUUAUUUAUACAUAUGCUUUUGAUAAAAUGUCAUUCUGGAUGACUUGGGACAAGUUACUUUACCUUUUAGUAAAUUGGUAGCCUGAUCUGCAGUCCCCCACCUCCCUCCCAAAUUAGCAAACUUGAUCAUCAAAAUGUCUGGACAUGGUAGUACAGGCCUAUAUAGACCACAGACUUGGGAAUCAGGGGCUGAAGGAUCACUUGAGCUCAGAAAUUUAAGGUCAGUUUUACAACAAAAGUGAGAACCCCAUCUUAAAAAAAAAAAAAAAAAGCCAGGCA
This is a messenger RNA of Ictidomys tridecemlineatus (thirteen-lined ground squirrel), 7386 nucleotides long. Lineage: Eukaryota; Metazoa; Chordata; Mammalia; Rodentia; Sciuridae. The record is from RefSeq and is a predicted model, not a curated record.